UCGUCCACAAUUGUUAAGUUAGUAGUAUUGUUCUCGUUACCUGUACACGCCUCAGGGGAGUGUUACUACCAGGUAUGAGGUGAUUAUGACGCAGUCGUAUGAGGCUACAUAAUUCAUGUUCACGCAGAUGUGACUACAACAGUCAUGCUUGAAUGACGAUGAACUUUUGUUCUGAGAAAUACAGCUUGUUUAUCCUUGUUAUAAGUGUGUGGAUUUUCAAACACUAACAUUGUAUGGUUCUAUAACAGCAAUCGUGAUGGAACUAUUAUCUUUGCUUGUUAUGUAUUUAACCUGGCCUAGUAUAGCUGAUGGCGACGAAGUUGAUGAAGACUGCCGAUUUGGUUAUUACACAAACAGUGGUGAAUAUGAAGAAUCUUAUAUCUCAUGUGGUAUCAACGACUACUGCUGUGGUCAUUUGAUGGACAGAAAUUGCUGCAUCAACCCCGAAAAUAAUUCCAACGAUGACGAUGAUUCUCCCACUAUUGGUUUGAUGUUUGGUAGUAUUGCAGCAUGCACGAUAUUCAUUGUUUUAUGCGCAUGCAUAUGUGGUAAAAUGGUUCGCCGUCAGCCUCCCUCUACAGAACAACCUUAUACUGAUCAGACAAACUCUCCGACAGGUGGAGGAUCUCAUUUCUCAUCUUUAACAAAUCAGACCAACACUUCCGAUACAAGUACUUCAAUACAGGUAACUCCUUCCAGCAUUCAAAUGAGGGACCCAGCUCCUUCACCACCGCCAUCUUACGAGGAAUGUUUAGAGAAAAACUUAAUAUUACCACCGCCUGCGUAUGAUGCUCUGAACCUGUUUACAAACAACGCUUACUCAGGUUCGGAUAGCAAUGUGACAGCUAAUACAGUUCAAAUUGAUCAUAAUCAUUCACCUGCUAACUCAGACUGA
Molecule: messenger RNA, 895 nt
Organism: Ylistrum balloti
Lineage: Eukaryota; Metazoa; Mollusca; Bivalvia; Pectinida; Pectinidae
Exons: 4
Coding region: 257-895 (212 amino acids)
Source: RefSeq, a predicted model, not a curated record